Molecule: messenger RNA, 692 nt
Organism: Drosophila eugracilis
Lineage: Eukaryota; Metazoa; Arthropoda; Insecta; Diptera; Drosophilidae
Exons: 2
Coding region: 35-523 (162 amino acids)
Source: RefSeq, a predicted model, not a curated record
CCUUCCCAUAGAUACACUUCCAUUCAACUCAAACAUGGCCAAGUUCCAAGUUAUCCUCGUCGUUGCUGCUCUCAGCUUGUUGGCCGUUUCUGAAGCCCAGAAGCAGCGCUAUUCGCAGCGCUUGAGCCGCGGACGUUCGAGGUAUUCCGCUCGCCAGGAGCUGGCUCCAGCGGACGGUGCUGAUCCGGAUGCUGUGACGCCCUAUCCUUCGGCUGACGAACUGAAACCGGAAGUGCCCUUCGAUGAGGCUGCGGCUCCCUCAGCCGUGGAGCCCACACCGGAUGCCGUUUACGGACCGCCAGACGCCGCGCCCAACAACGUUCCCGACGAGGUGUACGGCCCACCAGACGUGACCGGAAACGAUCUGCCCGCAGCCGCUGACAUUCCGGCCGAGCAGCAGGCUCGCUUGGUGGCUGCCAGGAGGGCGUCUAACUACAGGAGAGUCGCUCAGCCCUUGGCCUAUCGUCGUCUGGCACGUCCGGCGAAGUUGAGCGCUGCCCGCUCUAACGUGCGACGUUUCUAGAUGAAAUGCAAGCAGCCAACUCAAUACAAAAACCCAUGACGAUCCAAGCCAGCCACGAUGACGACAAAGGCCCAGACCCAAAACACUUUUACUCACCUGAAACAACCGACAUUCACAUGAAAACCUUACUCGAUUAUAAUAUAAAGCAAAUAAAUCAUGACCUGACAUA